CAGGAGCCCCGGUGUCAGCCGCCAGGUAAGUGCACUGGAGGACUUCUGGUGAGGGUUUGAUCCAUGUACUGGAGGAUCUGAGAACCUGGGACUUUCCAUGGUCAUGUGCAAAGCGGUGGCUCCGGAUCUCCUAUUGUGCCGUGGAUGAUUUCCAGCUUCUCCAUUUCUCAUAAAGGCUCCUGCGGCACUAGGAACCUCCACUUCAUCCCGAUUUCUCAUCUUCUCCUGAAUGACCUACCAAAGAUGGACAAGGACAGGAAGGAGAUCACCAGAAGAAUAUUAGACUUCACCUUGGAGAUCAUCUCCCUAUUGAGAGGAGAGGAUUACAUAAUACUGAAGAUGACAUCCGAAGACUGUUUUACUCCCAUCAUCCAUGACUCAGGAGGGUGGAUCCAGGGCCCCAUCUCAGAGCCUCACCCCCUGAUACCGGAGCAGAAGAUCCUAGAAUUUACCCACAAGAUGAUUGAGCUGCUGACUGGAGAGGUUCCUAUAAGGUGUCAGGAUGUCGCUGUCUAUUUCUCCAUGGAGGAGUGGGAGUAUGUAGAAGGACAUCAGAAUCAGUACAUGGAUCUCAUGAUGGAGGACCACCAGCCUCUCCCAUCACCAGCCAGAUCCCGAAAGGGAAGAACUGGAGAUGAAAGUCCCAAUCCUCUACUGCAGGAUCAUCAGGGUCAAGAUCUGAGCAUGAUUAAUUGUACGGUAAAAGAAGAGCCCUAUGUGCUGCAUGAUGAGCGACAGGAGGACGUUCCUGCAGAGAUGGAAGAGUGGAAGGAGGACAUCCCUGCAGAUAACCCCCCAGAUGGCUGUUCCAGGAGCUCAGGAGGACAUCUGAUAGAAGAUGGUUGUGGUGAAGAGCCUGCUAUCAUCCCAGAUAUAUCCUCAGCCUGUCACAGCAAAGAUCUAACAUCUGCACCUUUUAAACCGGACCCACUGUUGGAUCUACCACAGACGGUUAAGCAAAAUAGUCACAAAAAUGGAAUUGAAAAUCAAAGCGCUUGCACAGAAGAGAAUCCAUUUUCAUGUUCACUAUGUGGGAAGUAUUUUACUGAUGAAUCAAAUCUUGUUGCACAUGAGCGAGGUCACUCAGGGGAGAAGCCAUUUUCUUGUCCUGAAUGUGGGAAAUGCUUCAUAAAAAAAUCUAAUCUUAUUACACAUAAGAGAAUUCACACAGGAGAGAAGCCACAUUCAUGUUCAGAGUGUGGAAAAUGUUUUAUUAAAAAAUCCAACCUUAUUACACAUGAGACAGUUCACACAGGUGAGAAGCCAUUUCCAUGUUUAGAAUGUGGCAAAUGUUUUAAACAAAGAUCAGAUCUUGUCAGACAUCAGCGAAUUCACUCCGGGGAGAAGCCAUUUUCAUGCUCAGAAUGCGGGAAGUGUUACAGCAUUAAAUCAAAUCUUGUUGAACAUCAAAGAGUUCACACAGGUGAGAAGCCGUUUUCAUGUUCAGAAUGUGGGAGAUGUUUCAGCCAGAAAUCGGGGCUAGUCAAACAUCAGAGCGUUCACUCGGGGGCAAAACCAUUUUCAUGCUCAGAAUGUGGAAGAUGUUUUAACCAUAAAUCAGCUCUCGUUAGACAUCUGAGAAUUCACACAGGAGACAAACCGUAUUCAUGCCCUGAAUGUGGGAAAUGUUUUCCUCAAAAAUCUAAUCUUGUGGAACAUCUAAGAAGCCACACAGGAGAGAAGCCAUUUUCGUGUUCAGAAUGUGGGAAAAGUUUUACAACUCAGUCAAAUCUUGUUAAACAUCAGAAAAUUCACUCAGGAGAGAAGCCAUUUUGAUUUCCGAUUGAAGAAAUGUAGCAUAUGUUUAGCUCCAUGUAGGUCCUGCUGUGUCAGGAUAUCUUCUGAAGCCUGGCUACAAUACAGAAGUCCAUUACUGCCUAAUGAAUGGCAGCACAGUGGAUCAGUGGUUAGCACUGGUGCCUUGCAGCGCUCCUAGGUUCAAAUG
Messenger RNA from Bufo bufo (common toad), 1945 nucleotides. Its product is annotated as zinc finger protein 436-like. NCBI's taxonomy places the organism in Eukaryota, Metazoa, Chordata, Amphibia, Anura, Bufonidae. Gene Ontology annotation, biological process: regulation of transcription by RNA polymerase II. The coding region runs from base 145 to 1776 and encodes 543 amino acids. The transcript is spliced from 8 exons. Gene Ontology annotation, molecular function: RNA polymerase II cis-regulatory region sequence-specific DNA binding; DNA-binding transcription factor activity. The record is from RefSeq and is a predicted model, not a curated record.